AUGAAGACGGGAGAAUCUGGCUCUGGCAGUGCCCCUCUCAGUGCGGAUACACCGGAAAGCCUUUUCCCAGACUCUGCUCUUCCAAUCUGGCGAGAUGAAUUCGAUCUGCUUACCUGGAAUCUGGACGGACUCGAUGAUCGCAUGCUGCGCCUGCGGAUGCUCGCAGUCUGUUCUGAAGUGCUGCAGCGACGCCCAGCAGUGGUGUUGCUGCAGGAGGUCGUUGAUAGCAGUGCCAGGCUGCUUCAGCAGCGACUGCAGCAGCAUUACAGGCUGUACUUACCUCGGCCUCCCCCAUCUUCUGACGCAGCUGCUGCUCCUCCAGAAGCGUCGAGCGACACGCAGGCACUGGUUCCUGGCUGUCCUUAUUACUGUGCAGUGCUUCUUUGCAGAAAGCAGAUGGUGCCGCCUGCGCGAGGAGAGCUGCAGUCUCUUUGGUUCCCAGGCAGCAGCAUGGGGAGGCAUUUGUUGUAUGGAUGCUGCAGCAGCAGCAAACGACCCCAGGAGCCUCUGCUGGUGCUAACCACCCACUUGGAGUCGAUGAGGCCGUUUAUGCAGCAGAGAAGGGAGCAGCUGAUGCACUGCUUCCGACUCAUGGAAGCCGUCACUACGGCUGACCCCCUGCAGCAGCAUGAGGAGCAGCAGAAGGAAGAGGGGCCAGUCUUCUCCGACGCAUUCCCCCUGGGAAAGGCUGAAAAAGUCAGCACUGCGAUCCUUGCAGGAGAUCUGAAUCUCAGAGAUGACGAGCUCCUGCUGGAUCGCCGACACCAUCAACAGGGGGGGCCAAAUAAGCGAUUCAAAGGCGGAGGCGGAAGCAGCAGCAGCAGCAGCGAUACAAUUGUGCCCAGGGGAACGAUUGACGCAUGGGAAUUCUUGGGGCGAAGCUCUAGGUGUAUGUACACCUGGGACAUGUUGUGGAACGACAACCACGCCGAAGUCAAGAGGCGCUACAAGCCGAGAUGCAGAUUCGAUAGGGUGUUCGUCACCUCAGACCCUCCUCUGCAGCUUUCUUCGCGCCAGGAAGGCGAACUCGAAGACGCCUCUCCCCCCAGUGGCUCUCCAGAGCGCUCCAAGAAGGGGCUUUGCCAGGAAAGCGGAAUCGACGAACCAACAGCUGCAGCAGACCAACCCCGUUGGUGCCCUGUUGGGAUGAGCCUGGUUGGCACCCAGCGACUCGAAAGCGUCGGCUGUUUUCCCUCAGAUCAUUUUGGCAUUCUGUGCCGCUUUAGAAGGCUAGGAGGAUCAGACGAAUGGAUACUGGUAUCUAGCGGGGGAGGUCCUGCUACUCCUGACGCUCUCAGAGUAGACACACACACUCGCGCCGACCGGUACGCGAUAGAUGCUAUUGUAGCCAAGCAGUUAUUUCAGAUGUGCCUAUGCGUGCGAAAACGUUCACCCCAUGAGGGUAGCGCGUGUGCUUGCAGAGUUAUUGCUUGCAAAUGGGAGGAGGCAUGCCCCAAGAGUGCAGCUGGCCGGACCCUCAGUGACGGUUCCCACGAGGCUUGA
Molecule: messenger RNA, 1503 nt
Organism: Cyclospora cayetanensis
Lineage: Eukaryota; Apicomplexa; Conoidasida; Eucoccidiorida; Eimeriidae
Product: tyrosyl-DNA phosphodiesterase 2
Exons: 3
Coding region: 1-1503 (500 amino acids)
Biological process (GO): double-strand break repair
Cellular component (GO): PML body; cytoplasm
Molecular function (GO): 5'-tyrosyl-DNA phosphodiesterase activity; single-stranded DNA binding
Source: RefSeq, a predicted model, not a curated record